Eublepharis macularius is the source of this 1068-nucleotide messenger RNA. RefSeq names its product general transcription factor IIF subunit 2 (gene GTF2F2). Gene Ontology annotation, cellular component: transcription factor TFIIF complex. Gene Ontology annotation, biological process: transcription by RNA polymerase II; transcription initiation at RNA polymerase II promoter. The record is from RefSeq and is a predicted model, not a curated record. The transcript is spliced from 9 exons. Lineage: Eukaryota; Metazoa; Chordata; Lepidosauria; Squamata; Eublepharidae. The coding region runs from base 90 to 878 and encodes 262 amino acids.
GGCUUCGCGAGGCGGGCGGAGGCGUUUGGGCGCCGGCGGCUGCCGUAGCGGGGAGCGUCGCUGCCCAGGCCGGGCUCGCCGCCGCCGCCAUGAGCGACAAGGGGGAGCUCGACCUGACCGGCGCCAAGCAGAACACCGGCAUGUGGCUGGUCAAGGUGCCAAAAUAUUUGUCUCAGCAGUGGAAUAAAGCUUCAGGAAGAGGCGAAGUAGGAAAGCUAAGAAUUAGCAAGAAUCAAGGAAGAACAGAAGUGUCUUUCACCUUGAAUGAAGACCUUGCUAACAUCGAUGAUAUUGGUGGGAAGCCAACUUCUGUCAGCGCACCCAGAGAACAUCCGUUUCUCUUGCAAAAUGUGGGAGGACAAACAUUAACUGUGUUUACGGAGAGCUCUAUAGAGUACCAGGCAGAUGAAAAAUCUGACAACAGCAGUAACGAGAAACUGUCGUUGGAAGGAAUUGUGGUCCAGCGUGCAGAAUGCCGGCCUGCAGCCAGUGAAAACUACAUGAGACUGAAAAGGCUGCAAAUAGAAGAAUCAUCCAAGCCUGUAAGCUGGACCAAGCAGCUAGAUAAAGCUGUAACCACCAAUUACAAACCUGUGGCUAACCAUCAGUAUAAUAUUGAGUAUGAAAAAAAGAAGAAAGAAGACGGAAAACGGGCCCGGGCUGAAAAGCAGCAAGUGUUGGACAUGCUCUUUUCAGCUUUUGAAAAACACCAAUAUUACAAUAUUAAAGACUUAGUGGACAUAACCAAACAACCCGUGAUUUACUUGAAAGAAAUUUUAAGAGAAAUAGGCAUCUACAAUGUGAAGGGGACGCACAAGAACACUUGGGAGCUUAAACCAGAAUAUAGACAUUACCAAGGGGAAGAUAAGAGCGACUGACAGAACACCUCAGCUAGCUGGCGAGGAACACCGGACAGUUGGCUCCCUGGAUGACAACUGCAAAGAGCAACUGGUUUGCAAGAAAGAAGCUUGAUUUUUUUUUAAAAAAAAAAAGGUGUUGCCAAGAACAUACGGCUUGUGUGUAUGUAUGUUUUGGUAAAUAGAAUAAAUGUGUAUUAGAUUUCUUUAA